GGAAUAUAUGAGUGCCAGGCUUUGGGAGAAAUUACAGGUUAAUCUCCUGGAUAGUCUGCAAUGGUGACGAUGGAUGUAAAAGAGAGGAUGCAGGGCGAGGGAGAGGGAGAGAGGGACCACCUGGAGCGACCGAGCCCACUGACUGACAAGGAGAGGAUGAUGAUCCAGGACUCCUGGGCAAAAGUCUACCAGAACUGCGAGGACACCGGGGUGGCCAUACUAGUCAGGCUGUUUGUGAACUUCCCCUCAUCCAAGCAGUACUUCAGCCAGUUCAAGCACAUUGAGGAGCCGGAGGAGCUGGAGAGGAGUGCACAGCUUAGGAAGCAUGCUCACAGAAUCAUGAAUGCCCUCAAUACACUGGUGGAGAGCCUCGACAACUCAGACCGAAUGGCCUCAGUGCUGAAGGUGGUGGGCAAGGCUCACGCACUCCGACACAAGGUGGAGCCUGUGUACUUUAAGAUUCUGAGUGGUGUGAUACUGGAGGUCCUAGGAGAAGCGUUUUCAGAGGUUGUGACAGCAGAGGUGGCCGCGGCAUGGACCAAAUUCUUGGCUACGGUCUACUGCGGCAUCACAGCCGUCUAUGAGGAAGUGGGCUGGACUAAGCUCUCAACCUCAACUGGGUGAAGCUUUUAGUCUGGGUUUAAUUAACCAGAAACUUCAGAGACGUAUAACCUUUGGGCCAUGCCCCAUAAGAGAGGGAUUAGUAGCCUGUACUAAACUUUUAACGGAAGCUAUGUAUCUGGGGAAAACAGUUUAAUGUAAUCUAGAAUAAUCUUGGGCUAUGGGACAUAUACUCUAGAUAAGAACAGGUACUGUGGUGUGUGUGUGUGUGUGUGUGUGUGUGUGUGUGUGUGUGUGUGUGUGUGUGUGUGUGUGUGAGAGAGAACGAGCGAGAGAGAGAGAGAGAGAGCGAGAGAGAGAGAGAGAGAGAUUAAAGCUCUCCUUGUUUUUUAUACUGUUGGAAAGGACCAAACUAUUUUGAGAAGAGAGCAAAGAGGAAUAAAAUGCGAACGUAAACAGUGGACAAGAGGUCACAUUUGACUUGGAUGUGCCUUCUACAGAAUGUGUAUAUCUAAAAAAAACCUGCCGUUUUUUCUAAAUAUCAUGUGACGUUUCCUUUAAAGGUUCAAUGUGUAAAAGAUACCAGAAUUUAAACUUAAAACAUUAAAACAAUGAACUAACAUUAUCAACAGAAUGUGAAGAAGUAACAGUGUUGACUUUAUGUGAAAGACGUCUAUGUGUUGUGUUGCAGAGAUGUCUAUUACAAUCAGCACGUUAACUGACUAGUUCCGCUCCGUCCAGUCUAGGAGGCGAUAGUGAGACACUGUCUGCCCUCAGUACAGAGGGAGAAGAAGUGCAGCUGUCUGACUCAGACUCAGGGCUUGGCAACAUUGAAACCAUGAACCCUGCACAUUUUGAUAGUUUUGUUUUGAUUAAAUCCAAAGUGGCAGAAACUAAAAAUCAGUUUGUCCUCACCAGCAUAGACGGGAGGCUGCUCUGCCAGCAGUACGCCUGCUGGGGGAUGGACAGAUCUUCCAUUAGCAGUUAGCAAACAGCACUAAUUUAGGCGACUUCCCGCCGUAUCGUCAAACUUUCUGUUGUUGCCGUUACACAGGUUAGACCCAGCACUCUAACUGUUACUCCCGGUGCUGGGAUAUUCACCGACCGUAUCCGAGCCGCCGGAGGCAGUCCUGUGAGAGUGUCAUUGUGUCAUUCUCUCGUCUCCGCCAACCGGACCCAAGCCAACAUACAAACUAUCAAAACGCAACAUUACACGGUCCAUACAGCCUAAUUUUGGUUGAAUGAACUGACUUAAGACAUACACACUAAAUGAUAUUAACACUAGAAGAGAGAGAGAGAUGUAUAGCUGUAGAAGACAAUACACAAUAUAAAGAAUACUUUAGAAUAAUCCAAAACUUAAUACAAUAAAUAUGACAAACUACUACAACUAAAAUACAAACUUACUCUAGGUUUUUUUCCUUCUAAUAACUGAUGGUUUUGAUGAAUUUUGAUUGUAUUGAUCCAGUUUAGAGGUGAAAUACUGGCAGUCAGAAUUACACUUUGAACCUUUAAUCAGUCUGUGCCCACUUGUGUUCACUUUAAGAGAUAUUAAGAAGACAUUUUUACAUUUUUUAACAGUUAAUUGUGAUGAUUGUACAUUUUUUUCAUUAUGACUCACCUUUGUAUCUGUAUUUAACACAAUUUUUUGAAAUAAAAAUACAAA
Cottoperca gobio is the source of this 2224-nucleotide messenger RNA. RefSeq names its product cytoglobin-1-like. NCBI's taxonomy places the organism in Eukaryota, Metazoa, Chordata, Actinopteri, Perciformes, Bovichtidae. The transcript is spliced from 5 exons. Gene Ontology annotation, biological process: oxygen transport. Bases 61 to 624 code for a protein of 187 amino acids. Gene Ontology annotation, molecular function: oxidoreductase activity; heme binding; iron ion binding. The record is from RefSeq and is a predicted model, not a curated record.